Molecule: messenger RNA, 781 nt
Organism: Cajanus cajan (pigeon pea)
Lineage: Eukaryota; Viridiplantae; Streptophyta; Magnoliopsida; Fabales; Fabaceae
Product: putative calcium-binding protein CML44
Molecular function (GO): calcium ion binding
Source: RefSeq, a predicted model, not a curated record
UAUUUAGAACCAAAAUAAGAGCAGAGAGUAGUGUAUCAUAUUGAAUAUCCAUUCAUCCUUUAGAUUUAUGUUAUUAUCUGACAACAUGUGUCUCCUAACCCCAAGUGACUUGCAUCGUAUUUUUGAGAAACUGGACGUGAAUAACGACGGAUUGGUGUGCCUUGAGGAGCUGAACAGGCUGCUCCAGAUGACAGGUAAUUCUUGCCAUUACAGCUUAGAAGAGUUGGAAUCUCUAGUGGAAAAGAAGAGCCUCGGUUUCAGCGAGUUUUUGUUCUUCUACAACUCUAUAUCGGAGCAGAAGAAUGGAGAGAGUAGAGGAGGUGAAGACACUGAGGAGUUGGAGAGCGAUCUGGUGAAGACUUUCAAGGUGUUUGACUUGGAUGGUGAUGGUUUCAUCACAAGCCAAGAGCUUGAGUGCGUCUUGAAGAGGCUUGGCUUGUGGGAUGGCAAGGAUUGCAGAACCAUGAUUCGGUUCUAUGACACCAAUUUGGAUGGACGCCUUGAUUUUCAGGAGUUCAAGACCAUGAUGUUGCUUACCAAAGCUUGAUCCUCAUUCAUUCUUCUCCUAAUCUAUCUCUGCUCGCAAUCUCAACAUGUCAUUCACGUCUGAAUAGAACUCUCACAAACCAAUCAUGUUAGGUGUACAUACGUAUGUUUUAAGGUUGUGUAUGUGUAUGUUAUUGAUACUCAUUCUCUCUGCUGCAUGCAUGUUUGUAAGUCUAUUGUUGUUUAGAUUAGUUAAUUAACCUAAUGGUACUAGUGCUGUUUCAAGUGAUCCAUC